Molecule: messenger RNA, 2400 nt
Organism: Oreochromis niloticus (Nile tilapia)
Lineage: Eukaryota; Metazoa; Chordata; Actinopteri; Cichliformes; Cichlidae
Gene: dcun1d5
Product: DCN1, defective in cullin neddylation 1, domain containing 5 (S. cerevisiae)
Exons: 10
Coding region: 286-981 (231 amino acids)
Biological process (GO): protein neddylation
Cellular component (GO): ubiquitin ligase complex
Molecular function (GO): ubiquitin conjugating enzyme binding; ubiquitin-like protein binding; cullin family protein binding
Source: RefSeq, a predicted model, not a curated record
CAUUUCUCUGAAGAGGGGAACGCUUGUUUUGUGUUGCACCCCCAUAAAGCGGUGGUAUCGUCCACUCUCACGGAAACGCCGGCUCCAGCCAAAACUCCGGCAAAAGAGAAGCAGGUGGAACUGAGACAGUAGUGAGAGUGUGACUGAAAGUGGAAAAGUGCUCACAGCCUGGCAAACAUCAGCACGCUGUCAGAAACGCUGGACAAGCUUCAUUGCUUAGAUUUGAAUGGACAAGGCAGCCAGAAGUAUACAGCCCAGCUAGUGAAGCCCAGUAAAGGUGCCGUGAUGCCUGUGAAGAAGAGGAAGCUGCCUGAUGCAGAUGACCAUGAGCAGAAUUGUAAAAUUACGAGUUUUACCCGACCUCUGAUCCGCGGUCCGAGGCCAAUCAACACUGAGAAGCCUUUUUCCAGUAAGAAGUGCCUGGCCUGGUUCCACAAGUACGCUGCCCCCGACAAGGUGUUCGGCCCAGAGGCCAUGGAGAACUUCUGUGAGGACAUCGGCGUGGAACCGGAGAAUAUUAUCAUGUUAGUUUUAGCGUGGCAUCUAGAAGCAGCAAACAUGGGGUACUUCACAAAAGACGAGUGGCUCAGGGGAAUGACGAUAUUACAGUGUGACUGCACAGAGAGAUUACAAAGCAAACUUGAUUACCUGCGCAGUGAGCUCAACGAUGCUGCAACCUUUAAAAAUAUCUACAGAUACGCCUUUGACUUUGCCAGAGAUAAGAACCAGAGGAGUUUGGACAUGGACACGGCAAAAUUAAUGCUGGCUCUGCUGCUGGGGAGGUCAUGGCCACUCUUCCCAGUCUUCAGCCAGUUCCUGGAGCAGUCCAAGUACAAGGGAUUGAAUAAAGACCAGUGGUAUAAUGUUCUGGAGUUCAGCCGGACCAUCAACCCAGACCUCAGUAACUACGAUGAGGAUGGAGCUUGGCCGGUGCUUCUAGACGAGUUCGUGGAAUGGCGAAGAAGUUGGUCGGCUUCAUAGCAUUAACAACCACAAAAACAAAAGGAUGAAGAGGGAGAAAACUGAGAACCCAGGAAGGAGUCUGUUUGGAAAAAGGUUUCAUCCACACAUACACAGAAAUAUGGAGUACAACCUCGUCCCUGUGGACCUUCGAAUCCCGUUGGAGGCGUCUGUGCACCAUCGUCCAAAUGCUAAGAGGCCUUCCUCCUGCUGAGAAGACUUUUUUUUUUUUUUUUUUUUAUAGUGUUAAUUUCAAGAAAAGAAACUGUCAGAGGGAAAAAGGAACUGAGAAGAGCUGUGGAAUUUAUGUUAAAUGUUUGUUUUUUUCCCCCCAUUUUUGUGUCUUGUUUAUAGAAGUUUUCACAGUAAUAAAAAGGAAAUGGAAAUUCAUCAAGCUGCAGAGCCCAGGUUUCAUUCGCCACUCCUGCACCGUGUUUUCACACUAAUGCAGUGGUUCUUAACCUUGUUGGAGGUACCGAACCCCACCAGUUUCAUAUGCACAUUCACUGAACCCCUCUUUAGUGAAAAAUAAAAUAUGAUUUUUUUUUUUUUUUCCCAAAUUCAAGACAUAGAUAUGUUUUUUACUGGUGCACAAAAUGAGCCGUGCAUGUCACGGCAGAGGCUCUGCCGAACCCCUAGGGUUCGAUCGAACCCAGGUUAAGAACCACUGCACUAAUGCAUGCAGAAACUGGUCAGCCUGAAGAAUUUAUUUACCAUUUCUUUUUUAGGUGUCAGUCCAGCAACCCCUGAGCAGAUACAGCAGUUAUCCCUUUACCUCCUAACACUUCUUAUUAGGCCACAUCCUGCCAGAUAACCAGCACCUAACCUGCUAGAAGCAAGUCUCACCACUCUACAGCUAUCCUGAAACCCCUCUGGGCAGUUAAAUUAGUGAAUGUUUUAAAUAACCUUAAAGGUACUUUCUAAAAUGACCAGCUGCAAAUGUCAACUAAAACUGUGACCAGCAGGGGGAGUUGUUUCCCCAGAGCUCAUAAUGUUUCACAUUUCAAUUUCUUCUUGGACUUCCCCACAUUUACUCACGAGACUCUUUCACCACUGUAAAUAAGAAUAUAUUCUUAGCUGGUUAACUCUUACUGUUCAUGUUGUAUGCCUUGCACAGUAUGAUCUGGGCCCUACAACAAAUUUUGAACUGCACAUCAAUUUAGACUGUGUAAACCAGCGGUACCCAACCCCUGGGUCUGUGAGUCAUUUGGUACCAGGGUUGUUGAGGCUCGGGUGUGAAAUGAAUGGUUUUCAGGGUUUUUAUUGUUAACUCUGUUUCCCUGGGUCUUUUCCCGUGUUGUAGUUGUGUGUAUUAUUUUGAAAGAAUUAUUUACGCGUUACCGUAGCGACCAGAGAGCAUUAAGGGGCCAAGAGGAGGAUGUUACUCUCAAUGUUGUUGGCGCAUUUUAGGAGGAUGCUGUUAAUAAAGUUACAAAAUUA